This is a messenger RNA of Penicillium taxi, 1416 nucleotides long. Its product is annotated as Zn(2+) transporter ZRT3. The record is from RefSeq and is a predicted model, not a curated record. The coding region runs from base 1 to 1416 and encodes 471 amino acids. Gene Ontology annotation, molecular function: zinc ion transmembrane transporter activity. NCBI's taxonomy places the organism in Eukaryota, Fungi, Ascomycota, Eurotiomycetes, Eurotiales, Aspergillaceae. Gene Ontology annotation, biological process: zinc ion transmembrane transport. Gene Ontology annotation, cellular component: membrane. The transcript has 3 exons.
AUGGCUGCCAACGAUCUCCGUGGCUGGGUGAUGAGCGCCGUCUCAGGCAUUGCCUGCGUCUUUGGUGCAUCCUUGAUAUGUGUCGACGUGAUUUUGCGACAGACUGCCAUGUUUAAAGGCUUCCAGAUCACUAACAGCAACAGCUUCCUGUCAGCCUCUCUUUGUUUGAGUGCUGGAGUAAUGCUCUUCACGUCCCUCUAUAGCAUGCUUCCAAAGUCGCAAGAAUACUUAACGCGCGGCGGAUUCUCCCCUUCUGUAUCUGCCUAUAUUUUGAUUGGCUUCUUUCUAGGAGGAGUUAUUGUCAUCCGAGUCACAUCCGGCUUCCUCCAUCGCUUCAUCCCGUCGCAUGUUGUUGAUUGUGAUCAUAGUCAUGAUGGGCCGGAAACCGAUCCUGAACGGGCCGAGGGUCAAAUUGGAGACAACACUCAUGGUUCCCUCAACGGAUGGCAUGAGCAAUCACCUCUUUUACGACCUGGCAGACUUCAACCUUCCAGGUCUGAGACAAUAUUAGAGCACGUGAAGCGCCCAUCUCUCAGAUCGAAAGUGUCACGGCGCAUUAGCUCCCUGGUGGGAGGUGUCAAGCACAUGUGCGACGAGGACGGACCAUGCUAUGGAUUUUCUCAAACUUGUGGUCACGAAUGCACCAAAGUUCUUCCCAUUACCAGCUCUCCACCAACCAAAAGCACGCACGAUACCACCGCACACGACGCACCAACGCCGAACGGAAAUAGUGCGUUGCACUAUGAUUCUACAUCCACGCAGACUCGUAUGCCCGGUAGAAAUGCUUCUGAUGUGAGCAUCAAUGGGAUUCCGGUUUCGCACCAAGAUGAUCACCACCACCGCCACCACCACCAUGAAUAUGACGAACACCACGGUCCGGCGUUGUCCAAGCCGCCUGGUGACAGCAAUCACCAUCACCAUGUCCCACAAAAUGCCUUCCUUUCAAUAGGUCUCCAGACAUCGUUGGCUAUUGCUCUCCAUAAACUCCCUGAGGGCUUCAUUACAUAUGCUACGAACCACGCCAGCCCCACUUUGGGUCUUACCGUCUUUGUAGCUCUGUUCAUUCACAAUAUCGUGGAAGGAUACGCCAUGGCUCUGCCAUUGUAUCUCGCUCUGCAUUCUCGCUGGAAGGCCAUGUUCUGGUCUAGUCUCCUGGGUGGGAUUAGCCAACCUGCUGGUGCUGGUCUGGCGGCGUUGUGGCUCUGGACCUCUGAGCGCCAUCGAGGCCAUAACGACGAAGGGUCUUCUUGGGGUGUAUACGGUGGUAUGUUCGCCGUUACCGCUGGAGUGAUGACCUCUGUUGCCCUCUCGCUCUUCAGUGAGGGUCUAGGCCUGACCCACCAUCGAAACCUUGGAAUAGGAUUCGCAGUUGCUGGUAUGGGAUUGAUGGGCGUCAGCUUUGCCUUGACGGCUUAG